This is a messenger RNA of Nothoprocta perdicaria, 5086 nucleotides long. It is a transcript of the gene PPM1K, whose product is annotated as protein phosphatase, Mg2+/Mn2+ dependent 1K. Gene Ontology annotation, molecular function: protein serine/threonine phosphatase activity; cation binding. Gene Ontology annotation, biological process: protein dephosphorylation. The transcript has 6 exons. The record is from RefSeq and is a predicted model, not a curated record. NCBI's taxonomy places the organism in Eukaryota, Metazoa, Chordata, Aves, Tinamiformes, Tinamidae. Bases 110 to 1228 code for a protein of 372 amino acids.
UGCUUCUCGUUUCCUGCUCAGUUCUCUCGGCGUUCUUGAAGACAUUCCAGCAGCUGCGUAUCUUGUAGUCCUGCUCUUUUAUUCCUACAACUCUCGGGGAAGACAAGUGAUGUCAACAGCUGCCUUAAUUAAUUUGGUUAGAAACGGAGGAUAUCAAGCGAGGAGGAGAGCCCUGCUGACAUCCCUCCUCUUGCAAGACGAGAAGCGUCCGCCGGCGGCGGGCUACGGCUCCACGUCCGAGCGGCGCGCGUCCCGCUUCGAUGCGGACGGCAGCGGGCGCCCCGCCACGUGGGACACCUUUGGCAUCUGGGACAACCGCAUUGACGAGCCCAUUCUCCUGCCGCCCAGCAUCAAGUACGGGAAGCCCAUCCCCAAGGUGAGCCUGAGCAACGUGGGCUCCGCCAGCCACAUCGGGAAGCGCAAGGAAAACGAAGACCGCUUCGAAUACGCUCAGCUCACGGACGACAUCCUGUACUUUGCAGUGUAUGACGGACACGGUGGCGCAGCGGCAGCUGACUUCUGUGAUAARUAUAUGGAAAAAUACAUUAAAGAAUUUCUUACUCAGGAGGAAAACUUGGAAAGUGUUUUGAACAAAGCUUUUCUAGAAAUAAACAAGGCAUAUGAAAGCCACGCUCAUCUGUCUGCUGACGCGACUGUGAUGAAUGCUGGGACCACUGCAACAGUGGCUCUGCUCCGGGAUGGGAUUGAGCUGGUGGUGGCAAGUGUGGGAGACAGCCGGGCACUGCUGUGUCGAAAGGGAAAAGCCAUGAAACUCACCAUUGACCAUACUCCAGAAAGGAAGGAGGAGAAGGAAAGGAUUAGGAAGUGCGGUGGCUUCGUUGCCUGGAACAGCUUGGGACAACCCCAUGUGAAUGGUAGACUAGCAAUGACACGGAGCAUAGGAGAUUUGGAUCUUAAAAACAGUGGUGUGAUAGCCCAGCCAGAAACAAAACGGGUUCAGUUGCACCACGCAGACGACAGCUUCCUGGUCCUUACCACGGACGGCAUUAACUUCAUGGUGAACAGCCAGGAGAUCUGUGACUUCAUUAACCAGUGCCACGACCCUGCCGAGGCAGCCCACGUGGUGACGGAGCAGGCAAUCCAGUAUGGCACCGAGGACAACAGCACCAUUGUCAUAGUGCCCUUUGGAGCGUGGGGUAAAUACAAAAGUGGCGAGAUCAACUUCUCCUUCAGCCGCAGCUUCGCCUCCAGCGGGAGAUGGGCAUGAGGACACGACCGUCUUGUCCUACUCUGGACACGGAGUGCUGCAGCAGAACACAUCCGUCUGCUCAUAGGUUCACUCACUGUCUUGUCCAUCUCUUCUCAGUGUUAUAGAAGAUGCUGCUGCUCCCAUCAUGGGCAACGCCUUGUAGUUGCUUAUGGCUGACCGUGUUUCACCACUUAUUUAUUCGAAUCAGCGUUGAGGCAGCUAUUAUGUCUUCGUAGUUCUGGUCCUAGCAGCUCUUCACACCACUUUGUUCAUGUAGACAAGCUUCCGGGCUUUCACUCUAGGCUGGAGGUUUUGCACAGUAGUUUCAUGGCAACAUAUCUUACCUAGGACCCUUAAUUAUUUAGCAGCUGUGAAAGUCUGAGACUCUGAGCCAUCCGCCAGUUUCUUUGUACAGUAACAGAGGGGAACAAACGCACAGUUUUCGUAGCAAGACAGAAGGCAGAUUAGUUGUCUUCCUCUGCUACACAGCCACCCAAAAUUCCUCUGUGCUUCAGGAGAAGCAGGUGAAAAGUAAGGGGGAAGUUUAAGGACGUCGUCAGCCUGGGCUUCAAUCCUGAGGCCGAUGGCCCUGGGUGCAGCUGACAUUUUUCCUAAGAAAGUGUCGCUUUGCAGGGCUUUUGCUUCUGGGAGUUGGGGUCCUCUGGCUCCCAGGGCAUGGAGUGCACUGCGGAAAGGGAAUAUCUCCCUUGGAUCUGAAGCCUAUGCAGUCUCUGUGGACCACGUAGCAGCCCCCUUUCUCUGUUCUCUUUGGUGUGCUAGUGCUUGAUACAAGCACAUAGGAGGGAAACUGCACAUUUUUGAAAUCCAGAGACUCCAUCAGCCUGAUUUUCUUUUUUGUUUCUUUUUUUUUUAAGCUAAUUUGAAGGAAUUUUCACCUCAAGAUUCUUUGGAUGUUUUUCUUCAUAAGUAAAACACCCUGCCCUCCACGGAAAGUUUUUAGUUUGUUGUGACCCCCUGUGUAUCCUCACGGUGUACAGGGAGCUGUAAAAUGCACGGAGCAAAUAAGCUAGGGAAAGGAGAGGAUUCUGGCAGCAUAAUUUUGCUGAGCUCUGGGUGGUGCCAGAUAGCAGAUGCCAGAUCCUCGGCCAGCAAAAGGGUAUUUUUGUGCUUACAGAAAGAAUGUCCAUUUCCUCUUCCCUUUUUGGAGGGAGUCCGUGUCCACUGAGGCACAAGGAGCCAGAGCCCCGGGCCAGCUCGGGCUGCUGCUGAGGGAGGGACCGUGGGUCGAACGUAGGCAGCGGCUGAAGGUCUGCGCCGGCGGACCUUGGUCUUCCUCCGCUCCAAAGCAGGGUACAGCUCCCUUGGCCUCUGACUCACCCUGCUGUAAGGACAUGGGGGUAGAGAAAAAGAGGGCUCUUUUCUCCUUUGCAACAGUCCUUUCCAGCCUGGGAAUGUUUCCAACAGAACAAUUGUAAAAGCAAACCAAGAAAUAAGGGAAAUUGCCUCAUAUAGAGUCACCUUUAAGGAAGAAAAAAGUAUUUCUGCGAUGCCUCGUCUGAUUCUUGUUUUCCAGCAGGAAGGAUGCGUCUUUGUUUCUUCAGCCCUUUCUGGGCCCAGGGUUACACGUUAUGCAACCAUUCCAUGUGUUUUCUUUGCCUCCCUCUGAAGGCUUGGGAGCACCCCACAGAGCACAGUGUUGUGCUGAGAGCAGUGAGUACUUGGUGUGUGGAGAAUAGGCCGGCUUUGUCCCAUCGCUUGCUGUAUUAUAUGGUGUCUAUAAUGUGUAUAUUUGGUUUAUAUGUAUGAAGAGUUUGUGAAACAGUAUUUGUAAAACUCUGUUGUACAUGAUGCUAUUACCGAGGCCUCUGUACUGAGCGUAUUACUGGUUUACAGCUGUGAUCCCUUCUCUCUCCUCAGUUUUUCUGGGUUUGGGUUGUCACCCGAAGCCAGAAUGACUGCGGUGAUCCUGAGUUUGGCCAAGCAUGACUUCCCUGAGCGCUCAAGGAGAGCUACUCCUUAACAGAGAGGUUCAGAGAACUGGGCCUGUCUUAUGGCCAGCCUGUGCUGCGGUGUCAACAGCUGGGAGUCUCUCCUGCAGAAAAACCUAUUUGCUCAACAGCAAUCCCCAGAGUUCCCAGGAAGGGGUUAACUGCAGCAGGCACCAGCCCGGCUCUGCGCACAGUGCGGAGCUGRAGGCAAGCUCUGGGGUGGGAUUUGCUGUGGGGGUGGAUUUGCUAUCAGAUGGCAGCCAGGCAUGAGUGGUGUUGGGAUUUGGACAGGCUCCAGUGCUGCUGUUUCCUUCCAAAUGCUGCUCAUUUCUUGCUCGGCCAGCGAGCCAUCUAUCAAGACAGAAGGUACCACGGGCGCUGGGGGUGUUGCUCAUAAACACGUUCUGCUUUUUAAGUGUGUGUGUUAGAGCAGUGCUGGAUACUUGCCAAGCUAAUGAAUGCCAAGGUAAUGAAUAACASUGCAAAACGUGCUGUAAAACUGUUCUGCACAGACCUCCGACAAGAGGGCUGUUCUCCUGAACCGCAGUUCUGCUUUAUGAAGCAAAGGCCAGUGUGAACUCCCCUGGGAUUCAAUGGCAACUGCAACAAACCUUCUUCUCCAAGGUGUCAGGAAAAACCCUUGUUUUCUUUGGUGACGGAGCUAUUAGAACAAACUACUGUUUUUUGCAAUUCACUUUGGGGGCUGAGUCUUGCCUAACAGAUCCUUUUAAACUGAGGAACAAAAGCAAACUGCCUUUCUAAUGACAGUUGCCCACCAGAGGAGCUUUACUAUUACAGGAUCACUAUAUAUGUCUUCCGUUUUGAAUCAAAUUAAGUAGAAUUCACUCUCUAGCUCUCUUUCACGUACAUCAACAAAAUUAAUAUAUUAUUUUUUAUUACAGACCAACCUGAACAUUAAGGGUGACCUGCUGAGCAAACAGGAACAAAUGUUUGAUUUUUCCUACCUUUUUAGGGCUAGGUUCUGAACGCCACCAGAUCUGGCAAGAAGUAUUUUCUGUCCUGAGCACUCGCUCUGGAGCAGUGGGGAACGCUCAGCAAAGGAAAUACUCGGUACAGGCGCUGCAGGAGACUGGCCUAGAGGCCAAGAAAGGCAAAGAAUCUUGCCCAGCUAGUUAUUCCCUUUUACUGUGACACGGAAGGCAUCUUUAUGGCCUCAUAGUUUUGGAGGACAUACUAGGGGAGGUGCUGAGAUUGUAAAGGGAGUUUCAGCUUGCCUUCUCCCCUCAGAAAGUAGGGUUGUGUGCGUUAUAGAGGGAACGUGGUAGAAACCUGGCAGCCUUGAGCUGGGCGAGGUGUCUCCCAGGAAGGUGCACAAGCACCGGGCCCAGCACUCAUAGAGGGGYGAGGGGUAGUCUGUUUUAUACAGACAUCCACUUACAGUCAGUUCCUUUUGGUCUGAAAAUCUCUGUGAACAAUCCCGGAGCAGUGGUUGAAAACAGGAGUGCAGAAGGAAAGCAGCAAUAGUUCUUGCUUGGGAUUUUUUUUUAGGAAAUGAAAAUGGGUGGAAAGUUAGACUCACCGUAGGACAUCCACAGACAUCAGGUCACCCAUUCUGGCUCAGAUGUGCAGUGGUCCAAGGCCUUGGGGUUUCUAGCUGAGCGAGAAGCAGGAAACAAGAGGCACCAGUGAAACUCACUUACAAUUAACUCGUGUUAAACUCAAAUCAUUUGGGGACUCUUUGGUCCUUUGGUCACCUCCCGAACAAGCCGAAUGUAUCAGAUUGCAACUCUCCUGGUUGUGAAGCUGCUCUUCUCAGUGCAGAGAUACCCCGUGGGGUGUCCUCUUUACCUGGUAUAUCAAGUACUUGGGAAGCUCUGCACAUCCCAACUUUAUACAGACUAAAGUGCAAUUGUGUACACUCRUUGCAUAGUUUGCCUUAGGACUGUGUGGAAUUUCUGUGGUUUCA